Molecule: messenger RNA, 231 nt
Organism: Calypte anna (Anna's hummingbird)
Lineage: Eukaryota; Metazoa; Chordata; Aves; Apodiformes; Trochilidae
Gene: ADIRF
Product: adipogenesis regulatory factor
Exons: 3
Coding region: 1-231 (76 amino acids)
Biological process (GO): positive regulation of fat cell differentiation
Cellular component (GO): nucleus
Source: RefSeq, a predicted model, not a curated record
AUGUCAGGUAAAAACCUCCAGGGACUGAAAGAACAGGCUGAAGGUGCAGGAAAAGAUGCUGCAAACACGUUGGGACAGGCUACCCAGGAUGCAGUCAACCAGAUUACAGAUGCAAGCCAGAAAGCUAUUGACAAGGCUUCCAAGACAGCACAAGAUGGGGUAGAAAAAGUAACAGGACAAGCUGCAGAAGCAAUGGCUGGUUUUGGAAAAAAAUGUGGAUUUAAGAAGUGA